Messenger RNA from Octopus sinensis (East Asian common octopus), 2743 nucleotides. Its product is annotated as wiskott-Aldrich syndrome protein family member 3. The transcript has 10 exons. Gene Ontology annotation, biological process: positive regulation of Arp2/3 complex-mediated actin nucleation; actin cytoskeleton organization. The coding region runs from base 328 to 2334 and encodes 668 amino acids. Lineage: Eukaryota; Metazoa; Mollusca; Cephalopoda; Octopoda; Octopodidae. Gene Ontology annotation, cellular component: SCAR complex; cytoskeleton. The record is from RefSeq and is a predicted model, not a curated record. Gene Ontology annotation, molecular function: protein kinase A regulatory subunit binding; Arp2/3 complex binding; actin binding.
AUAUUUGGCAGUAAAUGAAGAGCAAGUGACCAGCUUGAUUGGAUAUUAUGUCGCCAUUUUGUGAAUUCUUGAUGGAAAUGGGAUUAGAGUCGGUGGAAAGCAUGUGAAAGGCUCUAAAGGAGUUUCAUGUCGCAUCUUUUAACUAUAAUCGAAGGAGGACUGGAAACAGUUUCAGGCAGGUUGGAAUGAAGAAAGGGAUAAAUGAAUUUGGUAGCACAGUGAAUAAUAAAUUUGAUUGAAUUGACCCCAGCAUAUUACUACAUUCGUUUCUAUGGCUGUUUUUCCAUGCUACUAUGAGUUGGAAGAAUACAUGUCUGUGAGUGAAAGAUGCCUUUGAUAAAGCGUAUAGUCGAGCCAGUCCAUGUGAGUAAUGUAGGGGUACACCCAGGUGUAAGGAAUGAGUUAGAAUGUGUAGCAAACAACACACUAGCUAAUACUAUUCGCCAGUUGAGCAGCUUGAGCAAACAUGCUGAGGACCUGUUCACUGAGCUGUUUUCAGAAGCCUCUUCUGUGUACAACAGACUUAACCACUUGCAGUCUCGCAUGGAGGAUGUACACAGAAAGGUGAAACAAUUGGAUGCCACUGUUGAAGAAGAUCAUUUUAUGAAAGGAAUACUUUGUGAAAUAACAUCCAAAUAUCCGGAUUUUGAUAUCCGCAAAUUUUCCAGAAUGUCAUUACAAGAUAUACAUCUUCGCAAACCUUACCGAAGCAAUAUUGCCCCUGAUCAACAAGUUGUUUCAAGUUCAACCAUGCCAAAUGCUAUGCGGAUCACUUACCACCAAUGUGACAGGGCUCCAGCUUUGGAAAAACUAGACAGAUUUCGGGAGGAUGGAAAAGAUAGUAUCAAAUUUUAUACAGAUUCUCACUUCUUUGUUGAUUUCUGGUAUGCUGAGAUGCAAAAGGAUAUUGAACAGAAAAAGACAGAAAUUAAAGCAAGAAAAAAGAGAGGUGUUAUUUUCAGUGCAACUUCUAAGGAUAACGUGCGUCCCAAAAUACAAGAAGCCCGGCAUAUUCGCCCUGUAAAAACCAAGAAAGACGAGUAUCAGAAAAUGGCUCUAGGUGUAGAAUUUAGUGAUUAUCAAACUCCUAAUAUUCAUGGCCCUGUCCAAGGUAAAGGCCAUCAUCGCAGAGGGCAGCCACACCAAGGCCACCCACAACAGCCGUAUCAACAGCGCCCCGAUAGCCUUGAGAUAGCUUCGACUCCGACUGGUAGUAUGGGAAUCCCAGAAAUGCUGUACGAUAUGACCAACCCUGAUGUCAUUCCGAAUGGUUAUGCUAGUCAGAUGAAUGGACCGUAUUCGAUGGUGAAUCACACUCCCGGAGGAGAGAACCUGACUCCUGAACACUCAGCAGGGCUUCCAAAUCGAAACAAUGUACAAUAUAUGCAAGGCAAUCAAAUGUCUCCUUCUCAUGCUGUGGGGCACCAUGGAAGAUCCACUGCACGUGCUCAGAACCUGAACAGUGCUAGACCAUCCAGGCCGCCCCCUGAUCCUCCUUCAAUGCCGGGUACACCGAAGCACGACCCAAUAAGGAACAGUCCAAUUGUGAGAGAGAGUCUUCCUCCACCGCCUCUCCCACCAGAUCAACUUGAUGAGCUGUCCGACAGCUACCCAGGAAGUCCCGACACGACUCCUAAGCACGUCUCCUCGAAGACACAGAAUUACACGGAUAUCAACAGUGGUUCACCGGCACGAAGCAGUGACUCGCCAAGCCGUCACCCACCCUACGGGAGUCAAAACCGGACUCCCGACAGUGUGGAGUUUCCCCUACCUCCCUCGCCACCUAGCACCCAUUCCUCCGGCACACCGGUCAGCUUGGAUUCAAUGCCGCCACCCCCCUCUCCCCCACCUCCCAUUGAAACGCUCAGCUCAGUUCCGAUGGCGCCAACCCCGCCGCCGCCGCCACCACCACCACCACCUCCUCCUCCUCCUCCGCCACCACCACCACCCCCUCUGCUGCCGGUUGGUGGGGCUCAAACUUCGAAUUUAUCUGUUGUUAUGCAACCAGAUGCUGUGUCCAUUUCAUCCACCACAAGUUCAUUAACCACAACUUCUCUUGGUUCGGCCGGCAAAGUAGAAGACAUCCUGAAGCCAGCCACUGGACAAGAUCGUAGUGCACUCCUCGAAGAGAUCAGACUUGGCGAAUGGUAUAAGAAAUUACGCCGUGUUGAAGACCGUAAAAAACAAGAACAACAGAAACGACAACCACAGGGAGGCAGGUUCGAUGUUCAAGCGAUCAUGGAUCGAGCAAUAGAAAUCCGGAGGAAAGUUCUUGAAGCUAGUGAUAGUGAAGAAGAAGCAUUUUCCGACGAAAACGAAUGGGAUUCUGAUUAACGAUAACGACGAUGAUAAUAAUAAUAAUAAUAAUAAUAAGGAUAAUAAUAAUAAUAAUGAUGAUGAUGAUGAUGACGAUAAUGAUGAUAAUUAUAAUAACAACAAACAGCAAACAAAACGACGAAAGAUUUCAAAUAAUAGACCCUCUCCCCUUUCCCCUUCUCUGCCCCCACUGGAAAAAGAAAAACAAAUUAUACAAAGCAAAUACAAGUACGCACAUAUAUUAUAUACACAUACAUGCAUGCUUACCAACAUACAUAUACACACGCAAGUACACAUACACAUUCAGUUGGGUGCGUAUACCACAGAUAUCCAUUGUAUCUUUGUCCUUUUCCAUGUGAACUUGGAUCGAAAGUGUUAUUACAAUGACCACCACUACCUAUGAUUAAACAAUGGAUUUGUCCUGCUC